Molecule: messenger RNA, 1387 nt
Organism: Rubroshorea leprosula
Lineage: Eukaryota; Viridiplantae; Streptophyta; Magnoliopsida; Malvales; Dipterocarpaceae
Source: the annotation of a GenBank genome assembly
UUAUAUUCAACAGAUAGUGGUUAAGCAACAGGAUAUUUUUGGCGUUAUUCCUAGACGACAUGGUUUGGGCAGUGCGCAGAUGGACAAGCUGCUCGCGAGCUUGGAUCACACAGGGAUGAAGGCCAAACUUUACGAUGACCUGGAUGUAAACCGUAUCAUAAAUCGUAAUGUAGGGGUUUAUCUGGUGGAGAGCUUCAGAUUUUCCAUUGCAUAUGCUUCCGUACGGGUUGCAGGAACAUAUUUGUUUGAUGAACCUUUAAUUAAGGGAACUGGGAGAGCAUGGACUUGUAACACUCGGAUUUUCUGUAAGAUAAGGAAUCAAUAUCUUCUUGGAUGGAGCAAGAAAUCUAAUUUUGCUCGGAGUUUGCCAGGAUCCUGGAGGGAAGUGUUGGAGAAUUUGAUACCUUUCCAUGACGCUGGUUUGGUGAAACCUAAUACUGUUGAAGGUUCUGAUGUGGAGAUACCUCAGUUCAAUGUUUCACUUAAGUCCCAGAAUGCUGUUCACAAAUUUCAGCCUGUAGUUUGGAAAAUUAUGCGUUCAAAGUUUGGCGAUUCAUGUAUGAAUCCAAAUCUUCAGUCCACAGCUAGGAACUUGCUACAUUCAGAGACACUUGAUUCCUGUAUGGAUCCUCAGUUUGUCUCAUAUGCUAUGGAGCCUCUACUGAUUGAACCUUUAUUGGAUCAAGAAGUUGUGAAUCUCUCAGAAGGAGAGUUACAUUAUGUCUGUGUCUGGGAAAGGUAUGUUUCAUAUUUCAAAGAGAACCUUUAUAAGCCAGCAGAUGUUUACUUAAUAGACGAACCAAGCGCAUAUCUUGAUUCUAAGCAACGAAUUGUUGCUUCUAAAGUCAUAAGGAGGUUUAUACUCUAUAAAAAGAAAACAGCAUUUGUGGUUGAGCAUGACUUGGUAGUUGCAACAUAUCUGGCAGAUAGAGUUAUUGUGCACAAUGGACAGUCAUCAGUGAAUUGUACUGCAAAUACUCCUCACUCACCUUUGACUGGGAUGAAUCUGUUCUUAUCGGUAAGUCUUGCAGUUGUUUUUUCACCAGAGAUGUUUUACUCAUUAUUGAGGUUGCAAAUGUGAGAAAAAGAUAUCAAGCAACAGAUAUGUUUAAACUUUAAUGCAUAGUAAUGUUCUUUACUUGUUAGGCACAGAAACUGGUUUUCUUUUUGUGAUACUUGUUGUCGUAGUAAUUUAGGUCAGGAUAUAUUUUACUGUUCCAUUAAGUGUUUGUCCCAUAUAUUAUCUGUAUCUGUCAUGUGCUCUUGUUAUGUACACCAUAUAAUGCUCACUAUUAUUGCCUGUUGUUGCUUGUAAUGCAUCAAUUAGAUGUCACAGCUAGCCAUGACCCUGUUAAUUAUCAGCCGAAAAUCAACAAAUUCGAUUCAA